AUGAACCAUCUUCUCCAAAAGAAUCUUAUGCUCUUCACCUCUUCACGCUCACCCUUGCAAUCUUGCACGCUUCUUGUUCGAUUUCAACUUUCUAAAUUGUUAUCUUCUUCUCCUAUUCCGUAUUCUCACCGUAAGCGUCACGGCAACAAAGAGUACCGCAAUGUUAGAGUCUCAGUGUGGUGGGAUUUCGAGACCUGCAACCUGCCUUCUGGUGUUAGCAUAUCCAAAGUAAAACCCGCUGUCACCAACGCUGUGAGAGCUAAUGGAAUCAAAGGCCCUGUUCAUAUUACCGCGUUCGGCGAUGUUUGUCAGCUUUCGAGGCCCAAUCAGGAGGCACUUCCUUUCAGUGGGAUUCAUCUUAUUCGCUUUCUCAAGAUUCCCAAAGGUGGAGAGAAUAGUGAUGAUAUAUCUCGUACUGCUGAUUUAAUGAAUUGGGUUUCAGAAAAUCCUCUUAUGUAUUGGGUUUCACAAAAUCCUCCGCCUGCACAUCUCUUUCUGAUAUCUGGUGAUAGAGACUUUGCUGGCAUAUUGCACCUAUUGAGAAUAAAAAUGUAUAAUAUCUUGCUUGCAAGUCCUGGAAAUGCUCCUGAUGUUCUCUGCAGUGCAGCAACUAUGAUGUGGCAGUGGACAUCUAUUCUCAAGGGAGAAGAUCUAACUGGAAAACAUUUGAACCAUCCUCCCGAUGGUCAGUUUGGUUCUUGGUAUGGAAACUCUAAAGUGCCUCUUGAAAACCCCUUUUGGACAUCUAUUCUCAAGGGAGAAGAUCUAACUGGAAAACAUUUCAACCAUCCUCCCGAUGGUCAGUUUGGUUCUUGGUAUGGAAACUCUAAAGUGCCUCUUGAAAACCCCUUUUCAGUUGAAAACCCCUUUUCAGCUGCUGAGGAGUCAACAUCUUCACAAAAUAUACACGUUACGGAAAUCAAUGAACCCUCCUCAGACUUAAAGGUAGGUGUAGGACUUAAAGUGAGAUCUAUGAAGUUUUCUGAUGAUGAAAUUGUUAGGUCUACGGACAUAAGUCCAAAAGUUCGUGAAAAAUAUACCACUUUAGGGAAACUCUUGGCUGGUACUGAUCACACAAACAAACACGAGGAUCAACCUAGAAAGGAGGUUGAUGAUCACAGCCCAUAUUCUUCAGCAGUUGAUGACUCUUUGGUUGACAAAAGACCCGAUGUUCAUCCUGAGACUUACAGCAAAAGAUCAACUUUCUUUAGCUGGAUUAAAAGUUGGUGGCCAUUUCAGAAAAGCAAUGUAAAGGCUGAUGAUUCCACUUUUUAUCAGAAAAAGGUGACUAGGUUGAAGAACCCAAGCCAUUAG
Messenger RNA from Lathyrus sativus (Indian pea), 1314 nucleotides. The record is from the annotation of a GenBank genome assembly. Lineage: Eukaryota; Viridiplantae; Streptophyta; Magnoliopsida; Fabales; Fabaceae.